Molecule: messenger RNA, 4343 nt
Organism: Cryptococcus amylolentus CBS 6039
Lineage: Eukaryota; Fungi; Basidiomycota; Tremellomycetes; Tremellales; Cryptococcaceae
Exons: 16
Coding region: 29-4282 (1417 amino acids)
Biological process (GO): transmembrane transport
Cellular component (GO): membrane
Molecular function (GO): ABC-type transporter activity; ATP hydrolysis activity; ATP binding
Source: RefSeq, a predicted model, not a curated record
CGUACCGACCCCCACCACCCACCUCGCCAUGACUUACCCCCUCAGCGAUCGCGAGGCAGCAAUCACUCCUACCACUAUCCAAUUAUCAGCCUCGUCAUCGUCUACAAUGGAAGAAGCUCAAUCCGACAAGUCGAUAGCUAAUAACAAUAAGCCUAUCAAGGGUAUCUUUUCCGAGCCCGGCAGUCUUCCCUUGCCAGAUGCUGGUCACCACUCAUUAGGCGUCGUCUGGGAGAAUGUCACAGUCGAAGGAUCUGGUGGCAGUAAAAAACUCACCGUGCAAUCGUUCGACAUGUCUGCUCUGAGAGUAUUCUAUGUCUGGGGCUUUGUCAAGAAGAUAUUCCAAAUAACAACCGGACCGACUCGCCCGCUCAUCCAGAACUUUUCCGGUGUGGUUGAAGAGGGAGAGGUCCUCCUCGUCCUCGGUCGCCCUGGCUCCGGCUGCUCUACUCUUAUGCGAGCCUUGUCCAAUGUCACCGAACCUUUCGUGGCGGUCAAGGGUGACAUUGCGUACUCUGAUAUCCCUGCUCACGAAGCCAAAAAGUAUUAUGACGGCGAGAUCGUCUUCAACGCCGAAGACGACGAAAAUAUUCCCCUUCUCACUGUCGAAGAGACUCUAAAGACUGCUAUCCGCCUGAAAGAACCCCGGAAGAAGGCCAACAAAGAGAAAAGAGGGGAGUACGUCGAAAGCAUCUUCAGCAAUCUCUUGCAUACGUUCGGUAUGCCUCACACAAGAAAGACCAAAGUUGGCGACCAAUUCAUCCGCGGUGUCUCUGGAGGUGAACGAAAGCGUGUCUCCCUUUCCGAGAUUCUUACGACAAAUGCCGCUGUCAUCUGCUGGGACAACCCCAUCCGUGGCUUGGACUCUGCUGUCGCUCUCCAUUUCUACCGAGUGUUGAGGGAGCUUUCCAAGUCUCUGGGGAUGGUCAACAUCAUCUCCACAUACCAGACGGCUCAAGACGCUUGGGAGUGUGUCGACAGAGUCGUGGUCAUCUACGAGGGCCGUCAGAUCUACUCUGGCCGGGCUAGCAAGGCUCAGGCUUACUUCGAGAAUAUGGGAUGGUACAAGAAGCCCCGGCAGACCACCCCCGACUUCUUGACCGCCGUGACUUCCGAGAACGAGCGUCGACCUCGAGAAGGCUACGAGCACUCUGUCCCUACCACCCCAGAACAGUUUGAAUGCUACUUUCUCGAAAGCGUCGAGUUCAAAGAGCUCCAACAGGAUAUUCAGUCUUACAAGGAGCGUCAUAGCGAGUCUUCUCACUCUGACGAGUUUAGAAAGGCAGUCAAGAGAAUGAAGCACCACGGUGGUGGCAAGAAGACUCCCUACAGACAAAACUUUGCGAGCCAGGUUGCCAUCUUGUGCAAGAGGCAGUAUCAGCAGACGAUGAACGACAAGCGAAGCUUUGCCUACCGAAUCGGGUCCAAUGUCCUCCAAGCUACUCUCGUCGGCGCAGUCUGCUACAAACCCAAGAGCAACGCCCAAGGCUCAUUCGCCAUCGCCGGUGCCCUCUUCUUCAGCAUCUUGUACUAUGUCAUCUUUGGUCUCGGUGAGAUUCCGGCAACCGUCAACUCUCGACCACUCUUCAAGAAACAUCGCGCUCUCGGCUUCUACCACCCCGCCGCCAACACCAUCGCCCAAAUCGUCUGCGACAUUCCCAUUUACAUCCUCCAAACUCUCCUCUUCUCCAGCAUCUUCUACUUUCUCGUCGGGCUCAACUCUGGCGCAAAGUACUUUUUCACAUUCUGGUUCAUCGUGUUUACGCUGUAUGAGACGGUCUCGGUCAUGUACCGUAUGAUCGGGUCGUGGUCGCCGAACGUAUCGGUGGCUAUCCGGUAUGGCGUGUUGGCGCUUUCGACAGUGCUAUGUACCGCUGGCUUUGGUCUCCCGCCCCCUGAGCAAUUACGCUGGAUGUCCUGGCUACGCCGCGCCAACCCAGCAGCUUGGGCCUUCGAAGCCCUCAUGGUCAACGAAUUCCAAACCCGUACUCUCCAUUGCGACUCUACCAGCCUCAUCCCUUCCGGAUCCGGCUACGACAACACGGCCUACCAGACUUGUUCUAUCCGAGGAGCAAGCGCCGGGCAGGUGGAUGUACCAGGGAUGCAGUAUGUGCAUGAAGUUUAUGGAUAUACGCAGGGGACGGUGUGGAGAGAUAUCGGUCUCAUGUGGGCCUUCUUUGUCGCUUAUGUCUGUCUUAUCAUUGUCGGCUCCAACCUCCUCAUCCGUGACACUCCCGAAUCCUCUCAGAAGGUCUACAAGCGCGGAGCCGAGACCCGCACCCUCACUUCGCGCGAAAAGACUGAAGAAGGCAAAGCCGCCCUCGACAUGUUCAAAGGUCCCGGUAGCCAGGCUGAGAAAGAGACGCCGGUGUAUACAUUCAACGAUGUGCGGUACACAGUCCAGGUAGACGGGAAGGAUAAGCCGUUACUGAAUGGGAUUUCUGGGUAUGUCAAGGGCGGGUCCUUGACAGCUCUUAUGGGUGCUUCUGGUGCAGGCAAGACGACGCUUCUGGAUACGAUCUCUUUGCGCAAGACGACUGGCAAGAUCGAAGGUGUCAUGACCAUCGACGGCAAGCCUCUCGACUCUACCUUCUCUCGCUCCACCGGAUUCGCCAUGCAAUCCGACAUCCAUGAGCCCAUGUCUACUGUCCGCGAGUGUCUUCAAUUCUCCGCCCUCCUGCGUCAGAGCAACAACAGGACGCGACAAGAGAGGUUGGACUUUGCGGAGGGCAUCAUCAAGCUUUUGGAGCUGCAAGACAUUGCAGAUGCGUUGAUUGGUGUUCCAGGAGCCGAUGGAUUGGGUGUUGAGGAGCGUAAGCGCGUCACUAUUGGUGUCGAGCUCGCUGCAGACCCCGAGUUCCUGCUCUUCCUCGACGAGCCCACCUCGGGCCUCGACUCCCAAGCUUCCUACGAGAUCGUCCGUUUCCUCAAACGUAUCGCGGCCUCCGGUCUCGCUGUGCUCUGUACGAUCCACCAACCGUCGGGCGACUUGUUUGAGAUGUUUGACUCGGUCGUGCUUCUGGCGCCAGGUGGACACACUGUCUACAUGGGAGAGACUGGAGAACACGCCAGUACUGUCGUCAACUACUUUGCGUCUAGAGGUGCCGACUGUCCGCCCGAGGCGAACCCUGCUGAGGUGCUUUUGAACACCGUUGCGCCCGUUGGAGGCACUACAGUCGACUGGCCUGGGCUCUGGAAAGAGUCCCCUGAGGCCGCAAACGUCCAAGCCAAGAUCAGCGAAUACACUUCUCGCCACCAGCACAAGUCUGCCGACCUGGAAAAGCAAAGCGAUGCAGAACCCGAGGAGGGACAUGAUGCUUAUGCGUCUUCCUUCAUGGUCCAGACCAAAGAACUGGUUGUAAGAAACUUCAGGGCUCAGUGGCGAGAUGGCUCCUUCUGGACUACGCAAAUGGUCCUCACCAUCUUCUUCGGCCUUUUCGUCGGCUUCUACUUCUUCCACAUCGACCACACUCCAAGCAACAUGUCCGCUGCCUCCCUCUGCCUCUUGGUCACCGUCCAAGCCAUGCCGGGAAUAGUAAUGGACGUGGGUAUCAACUACCUCGCCAAACUCGACAUGUACCUCGCCCGAGAAAGGCUGGGUAUCUACUCAUGGCAGGCACUGAUCACCUCGCUGCUCGUGGUCGCGAUGCCAGUACUUUUGCUCGGCUGGAAUAUCCUGUUCUUCUGUUUCUACUGGACGGCGGGAUUCGUUGGGACGCCUGGGGAUGGAGUGUUGAUCUGGCUUUGUUUCGUCUUGUGCGCGUUCUUGACUGCAGGCUUUGGUAUUCUUUUGGGUGCUGUCUCACCCGAAAGAAUGUCUCUGCCUUACAUCCUGUCUCUCGUUUGGAACUUACUCAAUACUCUGUCAUGGGCUCUGGUGUUCUACGACGCCCUUCCUGCGCCUUUCCACUACUUUUUCAGUUGGCUAUCUCCUCUUCGAUACCUCUACGGCGCCCUCAUGACCGCCUCGCUCGUCCACCUCCCACUCACCUGCACCGCCAAAGACCUCAUCACCUUCAACCCCCCGUCCGGCCAGACCUGCAUCGACUAUGCUGCUUCAUACCUGUCCACCACAUCAGGAUAUCUAGUAAACCCAGAUGCCACGUCUGCGUGCCAGUACUGCUCAAGUAGCACCGGAAGCGACUAUGUGAAGGAGAUGGGCUUUUCGGAAGGCACAAUGUGGCGAGACUGGGCUUUGACUAUCGUCUGGUGUAUCUCCAAUGUCGCCUUCUGCUUCCUGUUCACUUGGCUGAUAAAGAUCCGACCCCUGUACAAGAAGAGCUAGAGAGACAGCCCGGCGUUUGGCUCUUAUCAGAAGUCUAUAGAAUAUAAUGUUCGUUUGGGUA